AUGACGUCAUCAGCCCAGGAGCUCUCAGUCGCUGCGGUUCAUACAGCCUCUGGAACCUGGGAGCCUGACGCGCUUGCGCGCUUUGGCGACCAUGGAUUGGCUGAGAGAGGUUUUGGGGCGGAGUCACUGCUCCGCCGCAGCAGCAUGACCGUCCACAACCUAUACCUGUUUGAUCGGAAUGGAGUAUGUCUGCAUUACAGCGAGUGGCACCGCAAGAAACAAGCGGGGAUCCCCAAGGAGGAGGAGUACAAGCUGAUGUAUGGGAUGCUCUUCUCUAUCCGCUCGUUUGUCAGCAAGAUGUCACCGCUAGACAUGAAGGACGGCUUCCUGGCCUUCCAAACCAGCCGCUACAAACUCCAUUACUACGAGACGCCCACUGGAAUCAAGGUUGUCAUGAAUACUGACUUGGGCGUGGGACCCAUCCGAGAUGUGCUGCACCACAUCUACAGUGCGCUGUAUGUGGAGCUGGUGGUGAAGAAUCCCCUGUGCCCGCUGGGCCAAACUGUGCAGAGUGAGCUCUUCCGCUCCCGACUAGACUCCUACGUCCGCUCUCUGCCCUUCUUCUCCGCCCGGGCUGGCUGA
Molecule: messenger RNA, 582 nt
Organism: Equus quagga
Lineage: Eukaryota; Metazoa; Chordata; Mammalia; Perissodactyla; Equidae
Gene: TRAPPC1
Product: trafficking protein particle complex subunit 1
Exons: 5
Coding region: 1-582 (193 amino acids)
Biological process (GO): endoplasmic reticulum to Golgi vesicle-mediated transport
Cellular component (GO): TRAPP complex
Source: RefSeq, a predicted model, not a curated record